Talaromyces proteolyticus is the source of this 1122-nucleotide messenger RNA. RefSeq names its product aminotransferase. The coding region runs from base 131 to 967 and encodes 278 amino acids. Gene Ontology annotation, molecular function: catalytic activity. The transcript has a single exon. NCBI's taxonomy places the organism in Eukaryota, Fungi, Ascomycota, Eurotiomycetes, Eurotiales, Trichocomaceae. The record is from RefSeq and is a predicted model, not a curated record.
CUGGUAGCAACUACGAUAAUAUUCUUUCUGUCGCUGCAGGCCAUGAAAUUGCCGGGUUUUUCAGGAGGAAAACUCUUCUUUCUCAUCCUGAUGAACAAUUACCGGCAACCUUCCAGAGUUUGAGCUGACUAUGACAUCUAACAAAACUUCUCCAGAUGAAGCUACAGAAGUCCGCAUAAUAUCCUCUCUGCGUUUCGAUCCAGACCUCCCCAGUGCCGUGGCACAAUAUCCAAGCCAGGGAUAUCCUGAACCGCAUGACUCGCCGUACUAUCUCCUUAGAUACCACAGGGAACGCCUCUUGAAAGCUGCUGUUGAAUUUCGAUGGCCGGACGCGAUUGAAUUUCUUCAGAAAGAUCUAGCACAUUUUACCCAAGCGCUUGAUUCUUUUAUCCCUGAUCGCACAAAAGCAUGGAGACUACGCCUUGUGAUUAAUCACCAAGGUCGCUUGUGUGUUGAUGUACACCCGGCAGCGAUAUGGCCUCUACAAUGCAUGUUCAUUCCGGCUUCUUUCGGUACUCAUAUCUCAUUGAGUCAGACAUUUCCCUGGAGGCUCGUGGUUGAUACUGAAAGAACGAAACCGUCACUUUUGACGGCCCACAAGACGACAUCCCGCGAUCAUUACAACGCGGCACGAGAACGGGUCGGGAUCAGCUCUCCUGCAGACCCUGUGGAAGUGCUAUUGGUAAAUACCCAGGGAGAGGCCAUGGAAGGAAGCAUCACGACGGUCUACUUCCAAGAACGUUCUUCUAGUGAUUAUGGUAAUAAAAGCAACGCUCAAUGGAUUACACCUCCCCUAAGUAGUGGUGGUAUGAUCAGCGCCAGCAGAAGCUACGCUCUAGAUCAAGGCUUUUGCACUGAACAAGUCAUUCGAGUUGGGGAGCUAGUUCAUGGGGAGCAAUGCUUCUUGAGCAAUGCGGUCAGAGGCUUUAUUCCUGCCAUCGUUAACCUGGAUGUCAUAAAAAGUUAACAGCUAUAUUCUAUCUUAUAUACCACUUUUAGUGGGAACCAAUAGUAUAUUUAUAUCUAUAAGAAGUAUGCCAUUUGACGUUGACAUUAUUUCAAGCAGGGCGCAUGAUAAAGCAACUCAAACACAAAUUACUACUAAAUAACUCGAAAGCCUGC